AUGGCUGCUUCUCACCCUCAUCUAGAUGCUCUGCAACGUGAUGGUUUUGUGGUCGUGAAGAAUCUCCUAUCUCCCUCUGAAGUCGAUCAUUAUCGUAGCAUCGCUGCGACAGCUACAUCCAAGACGCGAACCGGCUCAUGGCCGUUCUUUCGCACCGUUCCCAAACAAUUCCCGCCAUGGCCUACAAAUGUACCCCCGCCAGCCGCGGAAGGUGGAAUAUGGGGAGUGCAGCACUUGCUCCACCCGGAGAUGCCCGGACGUGACGAAUUUGCCAAAUGCUACUUUUCCGAGGCCAUUCUCGACAUUGCCAGUGAAUUGAUGGGCGUUGCCUCGUCCAAUCCAAGCCCAGGCGCGGCCGCCAGUGAUGAGGAGCCUCUUGUGAUGGAGCUAUUCAAUCUGCUCGUUGCACCCGAGACCCGAGAUUUUGAACUCCGUUGGCAUCGAGACGAUAUUUCAGAUCAAUUAUCUACCGAUGAGGAACUGCAGCAACUGGCAGCCAAAUCGCCUGGUGGCCGACAGAGUCACGCGCAGUAUAACUUGGCGCUGUGUCCUGAUGCGUCACUGAUCGUCAUCCCCGGAUCGCACCGUCGUGCACGCACUGCGAUUGAGCGCAGUGCAGAUCCAUAUGAAGCGGUGCUCCCGGAUCAACUGGUUGUGCAGCUGCAGCCCGGUGAUGCAGUCUUCUACGACAGCAAUAUCCUCCACCGGGGCGUAUACAAGGGCAAAACCGAGAGCGGAGAGGAGACCCGGUUAACAUUGCAUGGAAGUCUCGGGCUCAAGGCGUCUGAUGCUGCAGAUGCGGAGACCAAGAAAGUCAGAGCGACAGCGGUGUUACAGCAUGGCGUGGGGACUUGGGUAAAUCGAAAAGAUGCGGCGUUCGGUCUGGGCGAAAGGCCGGAGAAAAUGAGAGCUAACUUGAUAUCCAUGGGCAGUGGAGAGGGGGUGGGUUAUUCUUUGCAAGGUUGA
Molecule: messenger RNA, 966 nt
Organism: Penicillium diatomitis
Lineage: Eukaryota; Fungi; Ascomycota; Eurotiomycetes; Eurotiales; Aspergillaceae
Product: phytanoyl-CoA dioxygenase family protein
Exons: 1
Coding region: 1-966 (321 amino acids)
Source: RefSeq, a predicted model, not a curated record